AUGGACAAUGUGCCACAGAAGCGCCCUGAGCAGCCUGACGCCAGCAAUCACGCAUCACCGUCGCCCUCAUCCCCCCUAACUCUGCCUAACCGUCCGCGUGUCGAGAAUCCAAAUCGCCCCGUCGUGAAAAGUAAUGGUCGGCGCAAACUUUCGGCGUCCGCCGCGGUGAAUGCCCACUCCGCCUCCACAGAAGACGACGAUGAAGAUGAUUAUACGUCAUCAUCCGGCUCGUCGUUAUCCUCUUCUGAUGCCGAAGACGAUGAUGCCCAGAGCGAAACUGGCGGCGAUAUAAACAAGGACAACGAGGGGAUCACAUCCUUGCCGGCACGUCGAAAACCCGAUAUCCGUCGUAUCGAACAAGAGCCUAGCCUUUUUAGCAGGUUAUCUGCGUUUUUACCACAAAUGAAAUCUGCCAACGAGGAUUUGGAGCGGGAGAUUGCUGCAGGGCGGGCGAAGGAUAUACGGCUCGACGACGUUGAUGAGGAAAGCGAUGGCCAACGGGACGGUCAGUAUAUUGAGAUGAAUCUUGGACUCGGUGUUUUGGAAGAGAAACGCCCUGGUGAUCAGGACGAGAGGGAUAUUUCUGAUACCCAUGGACAGUCUGAAGACACAGAUUUGUUGGAUCGCUUAUUGGGGAAGGGAAAGACGUCUCCAUCGGCCAAGCCGUCCAUUCAGGACCUCGGUGAAUGA
Molecule: messenger RNA, 690 nt
Organism: Aspergillus nidulans FGSC A4
Lineage: Eukaryota; Fungi; Ascomycota; Eurotiomycetes; Eurotiales; Aspergillaceae
Product: NOPCHAP1/New4 family protein
Exons: 2
Coding region: 1-690 (229 amino acids)
Biological process (GO): box C/D snoRNP assembly
Source: RefSeq, a predicted model, not a curated record